GGCGUGUAGCAGCUGCCACUGGAGAGGAGGGGCGCCGCUGUCGGCCCGUCUAAACCUUCACUGCUCCCCGCUCCCGGCCGGAGCCCGGCACCCGGUCGCCUCGUUGCGCUCGGCCCCGAGGGCAUGCAGCAGCCGCAAGGGCCCCCGCUCCCGGGCUCGGCGGCGGGCGAGCGUGAGCGCACCUUCACCUAGAGCUGCGGGCUUCUUGGGCAGAGUUUCCAAUACACAGUGCCUUGAAGAAGACAGAAGUUUAUUUUUCUCUCUUGUUGACAGUCCUGAGGAUGUUCGGUUCUUCUCCACAAUGAAUGAGUGUUACUAUGAUAAGCGGAUGGACUUUUUUUAUAAUAGGAGCAACACAGACACUGCCGAUGAGUGGACAGGAACGAAGCUUGUGAUUGUUUUGUGUGUUGGAACAUUUUUCUGCCUGUUUAUUUUUUUUUCUAAUUCUCUAGUCAUCGCAGCAGUGAUCAAAAACAGAAAGUUUCAUUUCCCCUUCUACUACCUGUUGGCUAACCUAGCUGCUGCAGAUUUCUUUGCUGGAAUUGCCUAUGUAUUCCUGAUGUUUAACACUGGCCCCGUUUCAAAAACUUUGACCGUCAACCGCUGGUUUCUCCGCCAGGGGCUCCUGGACACUAGCUUGACCGCCUCUCUGACCAAUUUGUUGGUUAUUGCUGUGGAGAGGCACAUGUCAAUCAUGAGGAUGCGGAUCCACAGCAACCUGACGAAAAAGAGGGUGACGCUGCUCAUUUUGUUUGUCUGGGCCAUUGCCAUCUUUAUGGGGGCGGUCCCCACACUGGGCUGGAAUUGCCUCUGUGACAUCUCUGCCUGCUCUUCCCUGGCCCCCAUUUACAGCAGGAGUUACCUCAUUUUCUGGACUGUGUCCAACCUUGUGGCCUUCUUCAUCAUGGUUGUGGUGUACCUGAGAAUCUACAUGUAUGUCAAGAGGAAAACCAACGUUUUGUCUCCACAUACAAGUGGGUCCAUCACCCGCCGAAGGACACCCAUGAAGCUAAUGAAGACGGUGAUGACUGUCUUAGGGGCCUUCGUCGUGUGCUGGACCCCGGGCCUGGUGGUUCUGCUGCUGGAUGGCCUGAACUGCACGCAGUGUGGCGUGCAGCACGUGAAAAGGUGGUUCCUGCUGCUGGCGCUGCUCAACUCGGUCAUGAACCCCAUCAUCUACUCCUACAAAGACGAGGACAUGUACAGCACCAUGAAGAAGAUGAUCUGCUGCUUCUCUCAGGAGAGGAACCCGGAGAGACGCCCCUCCCGCAUCCCCUCCACCAUCCUCAGCAGGAGCGACACGAGCAGCCAGUAUAAGGAAGACAGUAUCAGUCAAGGCACGGUCUGCAACAAGAGCAGUUCCUAAGCUGUGGGUGUCCCUGUGCCCACCCAGGCCUCCUCUGGGAGAGGAGCUGUUAAGAAUGGCUGCCUGCCUCUGACAACACCCACCUACAGUGUUAUUUGAGGUCUAAAUUAAUCACUGGCAGAUUUUUUAAAAAUCACUUUACAUAGUUUAAAAGCAUGAGCAGUAAAGAGGGGACACAGCGCGUUUAGAGAAAAUGCACAAAAGAGGGAAGACAGCACAGCAGAUUCCUGAGUGAUGUCCUGUGAACCACUCAGAGGACCAUUCUGGGCCCUGCCGCCAUCUUGUAGCCAUUCUCUUUGUGCUUUAAAAGGAUGUUGUUCAAGGGCUUAGACCAAGAUAAAUAACGAUGUUACUUGAGCCACUUGCUAUAGCUGCUUGGAAAGACUAUGUAGUUCUCUCUGCAUGCAUUUAAAAUUUUUUAAAUGCUUCAGCUAUAUUUGUUUCCUCAAAGAAACCGUGGCCAGUAGCUAGGUGUUCAAUAGGAAUCUCAGAAAAACAAAUCAGUAAGGGCUCCAGAUUAGACUUGAUUUUUAAAUGAAAGAACAUUCUGAGGAAGAAGAUUUACUUAGAAA
Molecule: messenger RNA, 1938 nt
Organism: Prionailurus viverrinus (fishing cat)
Lineage: Eukaryota; Metazoa; Chordata; Mammalia; Carnivora; Felidae
Gene: LPAR3
Product: lysophosphatidic acid receptor 3
Exons: 4
Coding region: 302-1366 (354 amino acids)
Biological process (GO): G protein-coupled receptor signaling pathway
Cellular component (GO): membrane
Molecular function (GO): lysophosphatidic acid receptor activity
Source: RefSeq, a predicted model, not a curated record